This is a messenger RNA of Menidia menidia (Atlantic silverside), 5483 nucleotides long. Lineage: Eukaryota; Metazoa; Chordata; Actinopteri; Atheriniformes; Atherinopsidae. The record is from the annotation of a GenBank genome assembly.
CUCGGGCUGCCAGUCCUCCUCUGCGCGUGUUUCCUCUGAGAGCUCCCUCCGUGUCAUGACUCGGCGCAGCGAGGACUCUUCUGCAGGGCUGGGAACCCGGUUCUUUGAUGAAAUAUGCGAUGUUCGGGGGAGCACUCGGUCCUUUUUCUUUUUCAUUUUGUCCUCAUUUUGGCGGCUGGCCAGGGAGAGCUCUCCGGUGGACUCUUCCCCCUCUUUGCAGAGCAAGGUCAUUUGUCCGAGCCGGGGUCAGAUUUUUCCAUCGUCCACCCGGUGAAAACCAGCCCUGGAGGGGAGUUCAUCUCCCACCAAGUGUCCCACCACUUUAAGUGGGGGAGAGCCAGAAGGGACCUGCCUUCUCCGUCCCCAGAGGGACGGGUUUACUACAGGGUCAAGUACAGGGGUCAGGCUUUGACGUUCAACCUGACCGCAAACGGUCAGCUGGUCUCCCGCCACUACGUCCUGGAGAGGAGGAAUGGCAGCUCCGGCAGCACCGAGCAUCGGCGCUUAGCCGGGAAUCCCUGCCACCUCGUUGGCAGCGUGGAAACCUCGGCCGGGCGAGGGACGGCCGCCAUCAGCACCUGCAGAGGAAUGAGAGGCUUCUUCUCACUGCCUGAGGGGCACUACUUUAUCGAACCUGUUCCAAAAUCUCCCGAGGAUCCAAAAGGAGCUCCGGAGCCACACGUCAUCUAUCCAAGAGCUGGCUCUGAAGCUCACCGAAAAAAACGCAGCCUGGAAUCCAAACAGACUCCAAGUCCCUGUGGAGUUGAAGAUGCUCCGAGUGACGCCGUCCAGGUGGAGAUGGAGAGGGAGGAAUGGGAGAGGGAGCAGCGGGGGGGGGCGGCUCGGGCCCCAGCUCGUCCACAGCGCUCGGUCAGCAGAGAGCGGUGGGUGGAGACCAUGGUGGUGGCCGAUUCCAAGCUCAUUGAAUACCACGGCAGCGACAACGUGGAGUCCUACAUCUUCACCAUCAUGAACAUGGUAGCUGGGAUAUUUCACGAUGCCAGUAUUGGGAAUGCUAUCCACGUCAUCUUAGUGCGCCUCAUUCUCCUGCAAGGUGAUGAGAAAGACCUGAAGAUCGUUCACCAUGCCGACACCACUUUGGCAAGUUUCUGUGCCUGGCAGAAAAACUUAAACCCCCAAAGUGACACGCACCCAGCUCACCACGAUGUUGCUGUGCUGAUCACCAGGAAGGACAUCUGCGCAGGAAUGAAUCAGCCUUGUGAGACUCUGGGUCUGUCUCAUCUGUCUGGAAUGUGUCAGCCUCACCGCAGCUGCAACAUCAAUGAGGAUUCAGGACUACCUGUCGCCUUCACUGUCGCUCAUGAAAUGGGCCAUAGUUUUGGAAUCCAUCACGAUGGCCAGGGGAAUGACUGUGAGCUGCAGGGGAGGCACCCAUUCAUCAUGUCCAGACAGCUGAUGUACGACAGCUCGCCCCUCACUUGGUCUCCCUGCUCCAAAGAAUACAUCACACGCUUCCUGGAUCGUGGCUGGGGGUUCUGUUUAGACGACCGUCCUUCUAAGAGAGACCUUACCACCCCGCUGGCUCGCCUGGGUGUCCGCUACACCACCCACCACCAGUGCCAGCUCCAGUAUGGGCCAAAUGCUACCUUUUGCCCCGAGGUUGAUAACGUUUGCCAGAUUCUCUGGUGUUCAGUGAACGGCUCCUGUCGCUCCAAACUGGACUCUCCAAUAGAUGGCACUCGCUGUGGACCAGAGAAGUGGUGUAUCUCUGGAGAAUGUGUAAUCGUGGGUAAACUUCCUGAGACGGUGAAUGGAGCCUGGGGACAGUGGAGUACAUGGUCUUACUGUUCCAGGACCUGUGGAACUGGAGUUCAGUCAGCAGAGAGGGAAUGCAACAAUCCUAAACCAGAGUUUGGGGGCAAAUAUUGCACUGGGGAAAGGAAGCGUUAUCGAACCUGUAACACAAAACCUUGUGAGAGUGACAGACCAACCUUCAGAGAGAUGCUGUGCAGUGAGUUUGACACGGUGCCCUACCACAAUGAGCUCUACCAGUGGAUUCCUGUAGCUAACCCAUUUAACCCCUGUGAACUCAACUGCCGACCGGUCGGUGAGCAUUUUUCUGAGAAGAUGUUCGACACUGUGACCGACGGAACGCCGUGCUUCAUGAACAACAACUCCAGAAACAUCUGUGUUAACGGAGUAUGCAAGGAGGUGGGCUGUGACUAUGGCAUUGACUCAAAUGCAGUGGAGGAUCGCUGUGGAGUCUGCCUGGGGGACGGCACAAGCUGCGAGACAGUUUAUAAGUCGUUUGAUCAAGGAGAGGGUUUUGGGUACGUGGACGUGGGUGUGAUACCGAAGGGGGCGCGGGACAUUGUGGUAAAGGAAGUAGAGGAGGCAGGUAACUUCCUGGCCCUGAGAGGUGUGGGGUCGGAUGAGUACUUCCUCAACGGCAACUACAUCAUCCAGUGGAACGGGGAGUACGAGGCGGGGGGGACCACAUUCUACUACGAGCGCAGAAGCAACAUGGAGAAUCUCACUGCUCCUGGGCCCACUGAGCACCCAGUCAUGCUACAGUUAAUUUUUCAGGAGAGGAAUCCUGGAAUUAAGUACGAGUACACCGUCAAGAAGACCAAAAAGUCAGAAAAUGAGGUCACUGAAUCUAUUUACAGCUGGAGACACGGAGCCUGGACACAUUGCAGCACCACCUGUGGCCUAGGUGAGCAACACCAGCCUAUACGAUGUUUUGAGGUGGACGUGGGCGUAGUCGACGAGUCCCAAUGUGACCCAGACACCCGACCAGAGGACAGACACAGAAAGUGCAAGAGUAUGGAAUGCCCGGCUAGGUGGUGGGUUGGCGGCUGGCAGCAGUGUAAUUCCACCUGUGGCUCAGACGGGGUCAGAAAACGAACCGUCCUCUGUGUACGCACGGUUUCGGGAGAGGAAAGAGUGCUCCACCCCGUGGAAUGCAAGCACCUCCUUAAGCCAAAGCCCGCGGUGCCAUGCAACAGGGAUGUGCCGUGUGGAAAGGAAUGGGCCGUUGGUGACUGGGAAGAGUGCUCCGCUACCUGUGGAGGAGGCAUCCGCUCACGCAGUAUCACUUGUGCGCUGGCAUCCCCACAAAGCUGCGACCCCACCACCAAACCCAGGUCCAGAUCGCUCUGCGCCCUGCAGAACUGCCCCAACUCAAGUCUCCGGAGACAGCCUGGGCUGCCCCCCCCAUACCGCCGUAUUUACCCGCCUAAGACCAGCCCCACUAAGUACCACGGCCCACCCACAUGGGCUCCCACAGCUGAACCUACAACAACCACCAAAGAACCUACAACUGCUUUAAUUUCUUCUACCACGUCCCUCUCAACUCAUAAUACAGCAGUCACAGAAAUUACAGAUAAAAAUGAAUACGAGUUUAGUGCUAUGGGGAGGAAGAACAAGAAUGGGAGGAAAAAAGUUUCCCCUGAACUGUCAAAUUCUACUAAAAAGGGAGCUUUUGUUGUAAAAACGGAAAAUGUCGAAGACAAGGACGAAGAAGAGGAGGGAAGUACUCCAAAUGGGGUGAUGUUCACUCGGGGAUACGAUUAUGAUUUUGAAGACGGGUUAACAGAAAGGGAGAAGAUCAUCGACCUUGAUGCUUUUACUACAGCGUCACCACUUAAAAGAGCUCCUACAAAGACACAAACACUACAGACGGGUUUGUUUAGUGUGCACAUGACCACAACUCCAUCCGCCUUGCCGCUCACCAGCACCGAGACCUGGUCGAAGACCACUCGCUAUGUAAAGAACCAGCACGCCACCUCAUACAUCAGCCCGUACACGCAGCGCAUCUCACUGACCACUCCUGCCUUCAGGGACCGCCGGGUGUCUCCCAAAUCUGACUGGCACACAAAAAAAACUCCCUCCACCACUGUCACCUCCCCCCAGACCACAGUGACGAUCGUCAAACCAAAGAAGCCUGCAGUGACGGCCAAGAGGAAGAGUUCCUCGUCCCGCGCUAAGAAGCCCUCCUCCAAAUCCAGCGCGAGUCGCUCUAAGAGCCAGAACCACCAACCGAGAAGCCCCACAAGCAGCUCCAUCAGUGAGCGAGGCGACCUGACGGCGAGAGAGACCGUCAGCAUGGAUAUAUUCUGGGUUGUAGGAAACUGGAGCGAGAAUCCACGUCAGUAUGUGGCACUUUGGGAUGAGUUGGCAGUCCGUUGUGUCACUUUAGUUCUUUUGCCGUCCAGUGUUCAACAUCCUGUGGAACUGGAGCCGUGUGGAGGAGAGUCGUGUGCAGUACGGGGAAAGAUGAGGACUGUUCCAGCACCAAGAGACCUGAGCCUGCGCGGACCUGCCACCUGCAGCCAUGUGCCAGCUGGCAGACGGGCAGCUGGAGCAAGGCGAUGUCCAGAGAGCUGUGCAUCGGUGAGAAGAAGGUAUCGUGACGUCCAGUGCAUCGAUUCUCAAAGCAAACGUCCCCUCAGACCUUUUCACUGUCAAGCUGCGUCCAGCAGACCUCUCAGCACGUUGGUUUGCCCCCCCAAGCACUGUACGAGCUGGAGCGUAUCACCCUGGGGCCCGUGCUCUGGCAGCUGUGGAGAAGGCCUCAGAGAGCGGACGGUGUCCUGCCCUGAACCUCAUCGCUGUAGCAACACAUUACGGCCGAACAGCACGGAACUGUGCAGCUUACCACAAUGUGCCCACUGGAAGACUGACAGCUGGGAGGAGUGCUCUGUGAGCUGUGGUGGGGGCCUCCAACAACGUGCCGUAAACUGUGUGAGCGGGCAGAAUUCGGCUGAGAUGCCGAACAGCCUCUGUGAGAAGGUUUCCAAACCAGAAACACUCAGGAAGUGCAAUACGCAGGAAUGCAAGACAAACUCAGUUUGCAGGAAAAACACGAUGUCGUCCCGCUUCUGUGACAAGCUGAAACUGUUGGGCCGCUGCUCUCUCAAGUCAGUCCAAAGACAGUGUUGUGUCUCUUGUGGGGCGUAAGCAGGACUGGACAAAUUCUGAAUGCACAGCUUACUGUAUCCUCAUGAAAUACUGUGUAAGGCCGAGUACAGACUGACACGACCAUUUCUACAAGCACAACUUUAUCAGUAAAAACAUAAAUGGCUAAGGCUGAGCCUAGAAAUUUUUUUGUUUGUUUAUUUAGUUCUAAGUUUAUAUUUAAACAUUUGCAAAAUGAGCAAAAAAAACAAGCCAAAGCCCUGACAGUAAUGCUAGAGACCAUUUUUUGAGCUAACAAGGGACUCAAAAUAUUUCAUCUAAAAACAAUUGACUUUUUGAUUUUUUUAAAUCCAAAUAUUGAAUUUUUUUUUUAUAAAUAGCUCAUUUACAAAAACCACGGUAGCUCAUUUAAGCAUACCCUCUAUUUUCCUUAUUUUCUUUUUUUUUUUUACAAAAUGCUUUUCUACAAAAUACUUUUUUUUUAUGAAUGUCACUUCAUGGUUAAAUGUGUUUAAUGACUUCAUAAAGGUGCUGUAUUUAGAGUUGGUGCUGACGAUUCACAACUACACUGUCACAUUACCAGUCACUAUUUUUACUUUUUU